AUGGUUGAUAAGGACACUACAAACUCAUCACCGCUGCAAUCUUCGGUGAACAAUCCUCCAACUUCUAGAAUAAUUGAAGUCUCAUUGGAUAUGCCGCCUUCUUCACAAGGAAUUGGUGUUUCCAAAUACUUUGAUGAUGAUGGAAGGCCGAAGAGAACCGGUACGGUUUGGACAACAAGCGCUCAUAUAAUAACAGCGGUAAUCGGUUCUGGCGUUUUGUCAUUGGCUUGGGCCAUAGCUCAGAUGGGAUGGAUCGCUGGUCCUAUUGUUAUGCUUUUAUUUGCCGUUGUUACGUAUUAUACUUCCAUUCUACUCUCCGCUUGUUACCGAACCGAGGACGGAAAAAGAAACUAUACAUAUAUGGAUGCUGCGAGUGCAAAUUUUAGUGGGUUCCAAGUUAAAGUUUGUGGAGCUCUUUGA
Messenger RNA from Oldenlandia corymbosa var. corymbosa, 420 nucleotides. NCBI's taxonomy places the organism in Eukaryota, Viridiplantae, Streptophyta, Magnoliopsida, Gentianales, Rubiaceae. The record is from the annotation of a GenBank genome assembly.